AUGGGCAAAAAGCGCGUUCUCGUCGGAUACGGUGUUGACAUUGAUGCCGUAGCCGGAUGGCUUGGUUCAUACGGCGGCGAAGACAGUGUGAACGAUAUUAGUCGAGGACUCUGGGCCGGCCACGUUGGCACACCGCGACUUUUAAAGCUCUUCUCCAAAUAUAACAUCAAAGCCACCUGGUUUAUCCCCGGACACUCACUGGAGACAUUUCCAGAGGAGUGCGCGGCCGUGCGAGAUGCAGGACACGAAAUCGGACUUCAUGGAUACACGCACGAGAAUCCCAGUUGCAUGAGCGAGGAGCAACAACGUGAUAUCCUCGAUAAGACGUAUAAGCUACUUACUGAUUUCUGUGGGAAGCCACCACGCGGGAUUGUGGCGCCGUGGUGGGAGGCUAGUUCUGAGAUGGUGGAUCAGUUACUUGCGUAUGGAAUUGAGUAUGAUCAUUCGAUGUCGCAUGAGGAUUGUCAGAUGUACUGGUUACGGACUGGGGAUUCGUGGACGAAGAUCGAUUAUAGUCAAAAGGCGGAGACGUGGAUGAAGCCGCUUGAGCGGGGGAAGAUGACGGGGUUGGUGGAGAUUCCGGGAAGUUGGUAUAUUGAUGAUUUGCCGCCGAUGAUGUUUAUUAAGAAUUCGGCGAAUAGUCAUGGAUGGGUGAAUCCGAGGGAUGUGGAAGAUAUUUGGAAGGAUCAUUUCGAUUACUUCUAUCGUGAGUACGACGAGUUUGUCUUCCCAAUGACGAUUCAUCCGGAUGUUUCUGGCCGGCCGCAUGUGUUACUUAUGCAUGAAAGAAUUAUUGAACAUAUCAAUAAACACGAGGGAGUGGAAUGGGUAACAUUUGAGCAAAUGUGCGAUGAGUUUAAGAACAAGAACCAGCCUCCCGAGGGUGCAGUUAUGCCUGCGGCGCCGGGAAGUAUUCUCCAGGGCGGGAAUUAA
Messenger RNA from Penicillium malachiteum, 933 nucleotides. RefSeq names its product polysaccharide deacetylase family protein. Gene Ontology annotation, molecular function: hydrolase activity, acting on carbon-nitrogen (but not peptide) bonds. Gene Ontology annotation, biological process: carbohydrate metabolic process. The record is from RefSeq and is a predicted model, not a curated record. Bases 1 to 933 code for a protein of 310 amino acids. The transcript has 4 exons. Lineage: Eukaryota; Fungi; Ascomycota; Eurotiomycetes; Eurotiales; Aspergillaceae.